UCUCUCUCUCGCUCUCUCUCUCUCUGUACUGUCUCUAACUCUUUGCUCUUUGUGAUGCUCGGAAGUUAGAAUCAAAUGUGAUGGGAAGUGGUUUCUCACAGCUCUUCCCUUGCUUCAAUCCGGCGGCGAACCGGCCGCCUCACGACCAGCCGCCGGACGUGAUCUUCGCGGCCUCCGAGCCUCUCGACGAAGCCCUAGGCCACUCCUUCUGCUACGUCCGCUCCUCCAAUCGCUUUCUCUCUCCCACCGCCUCCGAUCGCUUCGUUUCCCCCACUCAAUCGCUCCGCUUCUCUCCAUCGCACGAACCGGCGCCCAAGCAGAGACCGGCCGGUUGCCCGGAGACCGGGUUCAAGUCCAUCUCUGGUGCUUCAGUCAGCGCCAACACUUCGACUCCCAGAACGGUCCUCAACCUGGACAAUAUUUACGACGAUGCCACUGAGUGUGUCGGCCUUGGCGGCGGUGGCGUCAAGGCGAGCAUCGUGAACGGCUUCGAGAGCACGUCGUCGUUUUGCGCCUUGCCGCUCCAGCCGGUUCCCCGGGGCGAACCUUCCGGUGCGAUGGAGGGGGCGUUCUUCAUGUCAGGUCCGAUCGGGCGUGGGGCCCUCUCCGGGCCGCUCGAACCGAUCGGUGGUUCGGAUGCUGGCCCGGUUCCCUUCUCGGCGCCACUCGGCGAGGUUUACGCGAAGAAGAGGAGGAAAGGCAUUUCGGGGAUUCGGAAAGCGAUCGCCAGGAACUUCUUGGAGAAGAAGCGGCCGUGGGUGGUGCCUGUGAGGAACUUCGCCGGCCAGAAAGAUGUCGCCUCCGCCGCCGACGGCGCUGAUUUGGGGGCCAAGGGGGAAAGUAAUGUCCAGUGGGCAUUGUGCAAGGCAGGUGAGGAUCGGGUGCACGUGGUUGUAUCGGAGGAGCAUGGGUGGUUGUUUGUUGGGAUUUAUGAUGGGUUUAACGGCCCUGAUGCGCCGGAAUUCUUGAUGGGUAAUCUGUACAAAGCUGUUUACAGUGAGCUAGAGGGAUUGUUUUGGGAUUGUGAGGAAGCCCGUGCCCAAGAAGGUGUAAAUGUAGCUUCGGAAAAUGCAGUGAUUGCAGAGAACAGUAACCAAUUAAUGGAAAAGAUACGUGGGGUGGUUGGGGAUUGUGGAGAAAUUCAAUCAAAUGGAAAACAAUUAGAAGCACAGUGCGACCAAGGAUUUGCAAAAAAAGUGACAUUCCAAUCUGAACAGACUGAGACUAGGCGAAGGAGGCUAUGGGAAUUUCUUGCGGAAGAUCACCCAGAAUACGGCCUUGAUCUUUCUGGUUCGGAAAGAUUUGCAUUUUCAGUAGAUGAUGCACUUUGUGUGGGCAAUGCUGGCUCUGCUCUGAGUAGACGAUCGCUAUUGUUAUCUAAGUUGAAACAUGGGCUGAUUAAGCAUAAGGAGAGUACAAAAUUGUUUCCGUGGAGACUUGGUUUGGAAGCCAAAGAGAAAACUGAAGCUGAGAAUAAAGUUGAGGAGAGAUCCAACAGAAGUGGUAGGAAGCGGAAGGUUGGGCCUGUUGAUCAUGAAUCAGUUUUGCGGGCAAUGUCACGGGCUCUUGAAUUAACUGAGCUUGCAUUUCUUGACAUGACAGAUAAGGUUCUUGAUAGCAAUCCAGAGCUUGCCUUGAUGGGUUCAUGUUUAUUAGUUGUGCUGAUGAGAGAUGAGGAUGUCUAUGUAAUGAAUGUUGGUGAUAGCAGGGCUAUUGUGGCACAAUAUGAACUUGAAGAGACAAGUACUUGUACAGGGGGGGAGCAUCUUGCUCACAAUGGGUCAGCUGUGGAGGACAUAAUUGAGGAGUCCACAUAUAUUGAAGAGAGGGUGACCAAGGAGGCAAAUGAGUUCCCUACUCAAACUAUGAAGUUAACUGCGUUGCAGUUGUCUACUGAUCACAGCACAAGCAUUGAAGAAGAAAUUACAAGAAUCAAGAAAGAACACCCAGAUGACAGUCAGUGUAUUGUCAACGAUAGAGUAAAAGGUCGUCUUAAAGUUACCCGUGCAUUUGGAGCUGGCUUUCUGAAACAGCCCAAGUUGAAUGAUGCAUUAUUGGAAAUGUUCCGCAAUGAGUACAUUGGAACUGCGCCAUACUUAUCCUGUUCUCCAUCUCUUUGUCACCACCAGCUCUGUCCAAGAGAUCAAUUUUUAGUGUUGUCAUCUGAUGGAUUAUAUCAGUACUUGAGUAAUCAGGAAGUGGUCUCUCAUGUUGAGAGUUUUAUGGAGAGGUUUCCAGAUGGAGACCCUGCACAGUACCUAAUAGAGGAACUUCUUCUGCGUGCAGCCAAGAAAGCUGGUGUGCCUCGCUUCGCAAAGGCGCGCCUCGCCUCGUGCUCCUUGCGCCUCAGGCUCCAGGACCCUUUGCGCCUUGAUGCGUCUAUCGCCUUUCAGAACUCUGCAUUUAGCAAUGGAUUUAUAAAGAAUGGAAUUCCAUGAAUUGCUGGACAUCCCGCAGGGUGAUCGUAGAAAAUAUCACGACGAUGUAACUGUGAUGGUGAUAUCACUUGAAGGAAGAAUUUGGAAGUCAUCAGGAAAAUACCUUUGAGACCUUCACGAAAUAUCUCAACUGGCGAUAGGUUCUUUGUACAAGUCAAGGUGCAGCUUUGAUCUUAAGCUGUGGCGUUCUGCCAACCGUUAAGAAGUCUCAAAUCCGACCCUCUUUUCCGGGUCCACAUCGCGCCAUAACCAUACAAUGAAAGGCGGGAACCUAGUGAUGAUGGAGAAGGCCAAUGUUGAAUAUUCAUCAACAUUCAAUGAUCAUGCCAAGAUAUAUAGGUUCAGGUCCCAAAAAUAGGAAUUUUGUAGGUGGAAUUGAUGGGAACUUCUGUAGCUAAAGAGAACCCUUGUUUCCUUCUUUCUCUCUUGCCUUCUCUUUUUUAAGAUUUUGCACAGAUGGAGGGGGUUCUUCUCAUUUAUUUCUCUUUUCUUAUUUAUAGUGAAAAGAUGUGCAUGUAAUUUGGGGGCUAGAUAUCCUUACAGAAUUUGGGCAUUUUCCCUUGUCCAACGAGAUCAUUAUCUGUAACCUUGCUGUAACGUUGUUGGUGAAUUCUCACCAAUGCAGUUUACAAGAGUAGGAUUAUUCUUAUUGCAUCCA
Molecule: messenger RNA, 3096 nt
Organism: Diospyros lotus (date-plum)
Lineage: Eukaryota; Viridiplantae; Streptophyta; Magnoliopsida; Ericales; Ebenaceae
Product: protein phosphatase 2C 29-like
Exons: 5
Coding region: 81-2438 (785 amino acids)
Biological process (GO): protein dephosphorylation
Molecular function (GO): protein serine/threonine phosphatase activity
Source: RefSeq, a predicted model, not a curated record